GUGCUCAUAACUCGCAAACGCAAUUACGGUGCACCAUUCACAAAAAGUUCCCCGUAUUGGUGAAGAAAAGAAGAGAAAAACCCUCCAGGAAGACGUGAAGGGAUUCGUCAAGCAUUUCGGUGUUUUUCCGACCCAAACCCCCCGACUGAAUACUUGCCCCCCCCACUGUGAUAGUACCCCAUUGGUUCCUGGUAGACUGGUCCGACACGCGAAAGGUAGCAACAAAACGAGCAAAGCAAACUACGAAGGUCACCUGUUACACGAACCGUUUCACAGUGAUACAAAAUGCAAAUCUGUAACGCCUGAAGCGUUACGUUUGAAUGCCGCGAAGUCAAAACAGAAGGGGGAAGGCAGCGAAAGGUGUUUUGGCGGAAACACGUAUGUGCAAAACAUAUCAUAAAACAAAUCGUCACUGACCCAGAAGAACGUCGGCAAUAAGAGUUGGUUAAAAUCUUCGACCAACACGCAAAAAACAGAAGAUACUGCAACAGUUACUUCAAGGUUUUCUGGUCAAAGUCACCAUUGGCCAACAAUCUCCAAGCGGUCGGACGUUUCAGACAAUCUCCACAAUGCAGCAACACAGCGGAAGGAUGCACUGGACGUGGACGGUGUGGAUCACGAUAGUGGUGACGGUCAUGUUACCGCUAACGAACGCACAAUAUCGCUCGCCACGAAUAAUAGAAAAUCCGAGUGACACAAUCGUACCGAAAAAUGAUCCCGUCACGCUCAACUGCAAGGCGGAAGGGAAACCCCAGCCGGUGGUGCAGUGGUACAAGGACGGUGAGGAGGUAAAGCUGGACGCAAACCACGUCCUGCUGCCGGCCGGUUCGCUGUUCUUCCUGCGGACGGUGCACAGCAAGAAGGAGCAGGACGACGGUGUUUACUGGUGUGUGGCCAGCAACACGGCCGGCAAAGUGUACAGCCGCAAUGCGACGCUGCAGGUGGCAACUUUAAGAGACGAUUUUCGGGUGGAGCCGAAAAAUACGCGCGUUGCGGCCGGUGAGACGGCACUACUGGAAUGCAGUCCACCCCGUGGCAAUCCGGAACCGAACGUUAGCUGGAAGAAGAAUGACGGCUUUCUGGAGCUGGACGAUUAUCGACCGUCGAAGGAGCUGGCCCGGAUACGGAUCGUUGACAGUGGGAACCUGCUGAUCAGCGACGUUCGGCCGACCGACGAGGGGCGUUACCAGUGCAUCGCCCAGAACAUGGUUGGCUCGAGGGAAAGUGGACUCGCCAAACUGACCGUCCAGGUGAAACCGUACUUUGUGGCCGAACCGGAUGAUGCGACCGUACUGGAGGGUCACCGCGUACAGUUCCAGUGUUCGGUCGGUGGCGAUCCGGCACCGCAAAUUCUCUGGACGAAGCAGAACGGAGAUAUACCGGUCGGGCGGGCCGAAAUAUCCGAGGCGGACCGAAGUUUGAUUAUUCGCAAUGUAACCGCGGACGACCACGGCCAGUACAUCUGCGAGGCACGGAACUCGGUCGGUGUGAUAAGUGCCCGGGCGAGCCUUACCGUAAACACACCACCAGUGUUCAUUGUGCGACCGCAAGACCAAAAAGUCACCGUCAACGGUGUGGUGACGUUCAAAUGUUCCGCCGGCGGGAGUCCAUUGCCGUCGGUGUUCUGGACCCGCGAAGGCUCCCAGACGCUCAUGUUCCCGAACAACAGCUACGGCAAUAUGCAUGUAUCCGGGCAGGGUUCGCUACAGAUCCGCGGUGUCCAGCGUGAGGAUGAUGGAUACUUCGUCUGCUCUGCGCUCAGCGUGGCGGGAUCGGUAACGAGUCGGGUGUAUUUGCAGGUGACGUCUCCAAUUGACAGUAUUCCACCGCCACUGCUACAGCAAGUCCCCUCGAACCAAAGUCUUCCGAGCGGUACGAAGGCAACUCUUCCUUGUCGAAGCUCAUCCUUGGGCGGUUCACUGCACGAUCCGCCCUCGUCGGUACCGCGUUGGCAACGCGACGGAAUCAAUCUUCUCACCGGGGCCGGAAAACGCUUCAAACUUCUUUCCGGUGGAUCUCUAAGGAUUGAUGAUCUUCAAACGGAUGACAGUGGUUGGUAUCGGUGUUCUGUGAAGCUGGAUAAUCAUGAAUAUUCCUGGUCGGCAUAUCUGAGUGUCGAUAGCAAUCUGCCGCCACAAUCGCAGCAGAUAUACAAUCCCGAACUGCUGCCCUCCGCACCGGGACAGCCGAAGGCGGCGAACAUUACCAACACAAACGUUACGCUCAUAUGGGCCCGUGGGCAGGAUAAGCUGCGCACGAACGCGAUCGCCAGCUACACGAUCGAGUACCACAGUACGGACGAUCGGGAGGUGGACGCCGGCUGGAAGACGGCGUUGCGGCAGAUCGCGGGCAAUACGGCCACGGUGACCGGGCUGUCGCCGGAAACCGGAUACAUCUUCUCGGUGCGUGCCGAGAACGGUAUGGGCUUCUCCGGGCCCUCGCCCGUAUCGACGCUGAUCCGCACGCUAUCGUCGGACGAUCGUGUCACCAUACCGGAGGAGAUGGACACGGCACGCAUGGUGCUGAGCGGCAAGAUCCUGGAGCUGAUCGAUAUCAUCGCGCUAACGUCCACAUCUGUGCGGCUCGAGUGGCAGCUGCAGAUCGGUGGUUCGGAGGAGUACAUCGAGGGGUUUUACGUGCGCUAUCGCGAUCUGGACAGUGAUGUGCAGCGGUACAGCAUGCUACCGAUACCGAACAGCGAAACGGAGAGCCACAUCAUUACGAACCUGAACAAGUACACCCGGUACGAGUUCUUCCUGACGCCGUACUUCAAGAAUCUCGAGGGCCAACCGAGCAAUGCGCGGAUCGUACGCACGCUCGAGGACAUGCCGACGGGACCACCGACGAACAUACAGGCCGGCAUGCUCAACCUGACCGCCGGCUGGGUGCGGUGGAGUCCACCGUUGCGCGAACACCAGCACGGUGCGGUGGUCGGCUACAAAAUUCAGGUAAAGUCGGGCAACAACGCCUCGAAGCUGCUCGCCCAGAUGACGCUCAACUCGACGACCACCUCGGUCAUGCUGAACAACCUGACCACCGGCUCGAGCUACACGAUUCGCGUGGCGAUGUUUAAUCGGCUCGGUAUGGGCCCGUUCGCCAAACCGCUGUACCUCGUGAUGGAUCCAUCGUUCGUGAUCGUACCGCAGGGUGUACACAACAACCACCAGCUCUUCGGCGACUACGAUGACCGGCGCCAUCCGCAGCAUCAGCCGCACGCGAACGGUUUCCUGCACGAGACGUGGUUUAUGCUGCUGGUGGUAUUUUCGCUGCUGGGCGUACUGAUCGCAACGAUCACGGGCGGCGUGGUGCUGUUCCGCCGUCGCCAGAGCCUGGGCAAACCGGUUGUGACCGUGCCGACGCUCGGUGCCCGGCGGGGCGACAUCGCGAACCUGAGCAUGUCGCGCAAGGACGGUGGUAUUUGGAUCGAUCGUGGCUGGCGGACGUGUGAUACGGAUAAAGAUUCCGGGCUCAGCUCGAUCAAGCUGCUCGAGGGUAGUCAAACGCACCAUACGUAUCCGUUGCCCGAUGGGGGCACGGAUUACGCGGAGGUUGAUCCACGUGGGCUGACGUCAUUUUACAAUCGAAAGUCUCCGGAAAGUCCGACGCCGUACGCUACCACGAUGAUCAUCAAUGGGAUUCCGCGGAGCGACAAUGGCGAUCUAGGCUACCAGGGUCACGAUACGUUCUCGUCCACAUCGUCCAGCUUCCGAUCGUUCUACGGUUAUCCUCGGCCAAUCAACACCAACAAUGUUCCACCCAACUGGGUUGACUAUCUGCCACCGCCGCCGGAACAUCCGCCUCCGAUACCGCAGCCGCUGGACAUCAAUCAUCAUCUCAACCAUGUCUACCCAUCCGAGCUGGUCGGCACGAUGAACAGCUCGCAAACCUCCAGCUACUGCUCGCGGCGAACCAGCGGGUACAAGUGAGGGCCGGGAAUGCGCUUUGGUUGGUAGGCGGUAAACAUACCACCAGCACCAUCAAUACAAAACUAACAGACGACAAACAAAUGCAACACACUCACGAAACCACGAAACCACACCACAGGCACCUACCGUCGUCGGCACCGGUGAUCCAAGUCAACGCCGCACGUUGUCGAAUGCGGCAGCGUGUGUCCUUGCUGUGUGUCCGGCAGUCCAUCUUGGUGGCCAAAGCACCGUAGAGUAGUUGCUGUUGCUGGGACGCAGGGUAAAAUGUUACGGGCACCGUUUUGGGUCGGGGCUUGCGCGAAGAGCGAAAAUGGUGUUUCGUAAGUUUUAUUAUUCGACGGCCGGGGGUUUGCUUCGCUUCCACAGUGUGUCUUCUGCGUCCCGGCGGCCAACGAUAAAAGAUCCUUACAGGAUUAUCGUGCAAUGUAGAACUUCUCCGGAUUGUGGCAUUCGCUGUUGGUCGGGAACGGGAACCACCCGCGAUGAGACCGGCGGAAAAAUGUGUUUCCAGCUGAACAUUCGCUCACUAAAACAUCCAAAAGCUACGUAGAGCUUUGAUAGGCGCGGCAUUUGGCAAAUGCCAACGGGUCCUCGGUUUUAGACCAGAGACCAGUGCAAAAAUGCACACGCCGGUUUGGGCCUAGAUUAUGGCCCGGUUUAACUGUUUAUCACAACCCCGCGUAAAUUUUUCGCCCCAAGUAGCCAUGUGGCGAAUAUGAAAUCGUAGAUUCAGAUGGUAGUGAUGAAUAUAAGAUAUAUUUUUUCUAUGAAA
Anopheles moucheti is the source of this 4698-nucleotide messenger RNA. It is a transcript of the gene robo1, whose product is annotated as roundabout homolog 2. The record is from RefSeq and is a predicted model, not a curated record. Gene Ontology annotation, biological process: axon guidance; dendrite self-avoidance; homophilic cell-cell adhesion. The transcript has 13 exons. Gene Ontology annotation, cellular component: axon; plasma membrane. Gene Ontology annotation, molecular function: cell-cell adhesion mediator activity. Bases 570 to 3926 code for a protein of 1118 amino acids. Lineage: Eukaryota; Metazoa; Arthropoda; Insecta; Diptera; Culicidae.